UAGCUGCACGGAGGCGUUGCAAGUAUUCCCGCCAAGUGAGCAGAUUUUCCUUGAGAGGGACUUUGGCUGAAAUCAAGCACAGAGGAUGGAAAUUGGGGGUGGAGAAGCACAAGAGAGAAGAAAAAGAGGUGUAGUUUUUCCAGAGGGGCGUUGAAGGGCUGGGCAGGGGUGUGUGUGUGUGUGUUAGGGGCUGGAUUUCUCUUUGCAUUUGGGGGGGUUCAGGGUAUCAUUUUCAUCCGUGUCCGUCCCGCCCCCUCCAUGAGUACACCCUGCACACGCUCCAAGUCCCAAAGUGGCCACAGAGACUCUGAGACUCGGACUAAAGUGGCAAGAUGAGCGCCCUGUGUCCGCUCCUGUCUGUCCUCUUUCCGGCACUGCUAUACCUGCUCCAGACUGUCCAUGGAGCUUCCUAUUUUGGGGACAGCUACUGUCGAAUAGAUGCCAUUCAGGACCUGUCAAGUUUUCAAGUAUCGCUCCAAUUUAAAACAGGCAGACGAAGCGGCCUGCUCCUACUGGCAGCGGGACACAGAGAUUACCUCUCGUUGGAGCUCUACAAUGGCAGAUUACAGGCUAGGAUUGACAUGGGAUCUGGAGAAAAGGUUCUGGCCUCCUCCAUGGGUCUCCAACUCAGUAACCUUCUGGACCAUCAUGUGUCUCUCAUUCUGAAAGACUCCAAACUCACUAUGGUUGUGGACAACCUGUACACAACCUUCAUCCCAAUGGAGGGUACAGAUGAGGACCUGAACAUUGACCAGGGCGUGUUCCUUGGAGGCGUGAGAGACCUGGAAGUGGAGUACCUGAGCACAGCCGUGCCCUCCCUGCGGGGGUGCAUGAGCAAUGUUGUAUUUGAGUCUUAUGACUUUGAUAUUCUAGCUACAGCGAGUCCAAUAUGCUAUGACACCAAGGAGACCUGCAGCAGCGAGUUUGAGGCAGGUGAUGAAGACACCACAAGCUUUAUCAGCCCAGACUCAUUCAUCUCUUUUCCUACCUGGACCAAACCUAGCUCAGGCUCUCGUAGUCUGGAGAUGCUUAUGAAGACGACAAUUGAGGAUGCUUUGUUGCUCUUCCACCCAGGACACCAGGCAGACUUCAUUGCAGUUGGAAUGGCAGGAGGGUUCUUGAAAGGUGUAAUCGACCUGGGAAGUGGGAUGUAUGUGCUGGACAAUGUGGAAGUCAAAGUGGAUGACGAUCAGUGGCACAGGGUAACCAUUCAGAUUGAGCCCAACGAGUUCCAGAUAAAUGUGGACAGUCAACUGGUUUCACACCCUCUUAAUGAGACGGAAAAGCUGGAUCUAGUGGGGAACCUGUACCUGGGAGGCAUUCAAAGGAAGAUGAAGGAUGUGUUUCAAGAUGACUUUUUGACUCGUGUGGAGGAGGAGAUCACAACUGAGUCUUUUAUUGGAUGUUUAGGAGAAAUCAAGGUGAAUCAGAAAGGCAGAAGCCUGCAGGACGCUCUGAUAACUAAAGACAUUCAUGUGAAAUGUGAAGGGGAAUACGAUUACUCCACUUAUGAUGAUGAUUUGGAGUCAACAACUUCGCCUCCAGUAAGAAUAACAUACAUUGAUGUCAAUACUGAUGAAAGACAUUGUUUCUCAACAGAGGACUUACCAGAGAUGUUCCACAAUGUUUCCAAACUUCUGGACAUCACUCCUCUGCUAGUUUCUGAGGGUGGAGAGGCCUUUGUCGACAUUGUAAACCUAAACCCAACAUUUAACCUAAACUCUGCAGGUGUUCGUCAAUCUCAGAUCAUCUUUACUCUGCUAAACAAUCCCUGGUAUGGACAGAUUGAUAUGAACUCAAGACACUCAAAGAAGUUUACCCUUCUGGAUGUUGUCAACAAGAAAAUCAAAUAUCUCCAUGAUGGCAAUGAAAAGUAUGGAGAUCAAAUCCAACUGGAAGUCAUUGCACAUGGAACAAAUCUCCCUGAGUGCUUGAGUGUUGCACACCAAUAUGUGCUACCAGUGGAGAUCAUCCCUGUCAAUGACAUCCCUCAGCUCAGUGCAGGUGACAUCUCAAUCACAGCUAAUGGGCGCACACGUUUAAGUCCAAAUCUCAUCAAAAUCUCAGACUCAGAUAAUCGUUGUGAUGAACUCAAGGUCACAGUCACUUCGGACCCUACUUCUUCUGGAUAUCUGGAGAAUGCUCAACAGCCAGGAUUUGGUCUACGAGAGUUCACCUGUAGACAACUGAAAGAAGGAAAUAUCUACUACAUUCACAGGGGAGGAGAAGUGACAGGACUUACCCUGCAGGUUUCAGAUGGAGAUUUGGUUAGCCAGUCAAGCACAUUUAAGUUGCUCAUCACCCAGCCACAGAUUAGUCUGGUCACAAAUACUGGCCUCAUGAUCACUUGGGAUAGCAGUGCCCCUAUUGGAAUACAAAAUCUGGCCAUUUCUGCAACUCCAAAAACUGGAGAUGUUGUUUAUAAUAUCACUCAACCACUUCUAUUUGGAGAACUGCAGUUGAUAUCAGACAAUGGGGUACCAAAAAGAGUCACACUAUUUCAUCAGUCUGAUCUCGAGCAGAACCGACUGAAAUACAUUCCCAACCUCACAGCCGAUCACAACAGCACAGAGACCGAGUUUAUUCACUUCAAUGCACAGCUCGGACAGGUCAUUCUCCCAGACAACAGAUUUAUCAUCAAGAUCAUACCUGCCGUUGUGGGAAUAGCUAAAAUGGUUCCUCUGGAAGUUGAAGAUGGGCAGCAAAAGGUCAUUAAGCCUGAGCAAUUACAAGCUUUUGUGGGGACAGGCCAAACUGAUUCAAGAACUGUCCAGUACGUGAUUCUGAAAUGCCCAGCCCAGGGAGUCUUGAUGAUGCUUGAUAAAGACUUGUCUGAGGGUGAUACCUUUACCCAACAAGACAUUUUGGAUGGUUUCAUCAGUUACAGCCCUCGUGUCCGCAGAGAAUUUGACUCUGAGGAUCAGUUCCAGUUCAAAGUAUUCGCAAAGGACCAGUACUCCAGAGAAUACACCUUUCCGAUCAAAAUCAAGGCUGAUUCUGACGCUCCUUUCCUAACCAACGAGAGACUUGUUGUGCUGGAAGGUAAGGAAAACAUCAUAAAUAAAGAAUAUCUCUGGGUUCAAACCUCCACUUCAACAGACUUUGUGUACAGAAUAACACAAGAUCCCAAAUAUGGUCGUCUUAUCAGAGACUCUCCACCCGGUGAGCAAAGAUUUGAGGGUGCAAUUCGGGUCUUUAGCAAUGAGGAUCUUUCUUUGAACAGGCUGAUUUACAAACAUGAUGGAUCAAAAACAAGCUAUGACCAGUUUAACUUUCUGGCUUUUGAUUCAAGAGGUGGCAAUGGUGGACAAGAUGAGGGUCAUGAGGUACUGAAGGGAGUGUUUAACAUUGCAAUACAGUCCAGGAAUGAACAUGAGCCUCAAAGGAUAAUUCACAAACCUUUUAAUGUUGUCAGAAAUGGCCAGCGUUUAUUAACCACUGAUGACAUUCUGUACAAAGACGAUGACUCUGACUUUAAUGACACCCAACUAGUUUAUGCGAGAGUGGGAAUUCUUUCAGGAAACAUCGUCUCCUCAGUAGACCCAACACAGCCUCUCUACCGCUUUACCCAGGCUGACCUGAGGGACAGGAAGGUUUUGUUUGUCCACCAUGGGGCAGAUCGUGAGCGAUUCCAACUUCAAGUAUCCGAUGGUUUGCACAAGGCCACAACUGUACUUCAGGUGCAAGCAGGUGACCCUUAUCUACGUGUAGCCAACAAUACCAUGGUGGUCAUGGACCACGGUAGCACCAAGACGCUGAACACCAGUCUGUUAAGUGCAGAGACCAACAUGGACAUCAGAAGUCCAGCUGAGAUCAUUUAUGAUGUGACUUCUGCUCCCAGUGAUGGUAGGAUUAUAGUCAGUGGAAUUGAAUCUUCCACAUUUACACAAGAGGACCUGACUAAGGGUGUGGUUUCCUACGAACACAACGACCAGAGCCUUAGCUCAAAAGAUUCAUUUGCCUUCACUGUGCAAGCUAAGGGUUGGUCCACACAGGGAACUUUCAAGAUUAAGAUAUUCAAGCAAGGUUACCUGUCAGAGCCGCAGAUUGUGUCAAACAAGGUGGUCAUUGCAUAUGAAGGGGAGCACUCCUUUAUUGACCAAACCCAUCUGAAGGUGGAGCAGACAGACAUCCAGCCCAAAGAGAUGGUGUACUCCGUCAAAGACUUUCCACGGUUGGGUCAUGUGGUCAAACUCAACAAUGACUCGGACGGCACAGCAUCACCCGUGCUGGACUACAUUCAUUCCUUCACGCAGGAAGACAUAAACCGGGGUAGAAUCCUUUACGUCUCCGCCUCCCUGCAGGGCCGGGACCACUUCACAGCCGACGUCAGUAAUGGCUUCACCACUGUAGAAGAUCUGGAGGUGCAGGUGGACAUUGUUCCACGCAUCAUACCCGUCCAGGUGGUCAACCUCACCGUGAGGGAGGGUGGAUCCGUGGCGCUGACCCAAGAGGUUCUGAAUAUCACACACCCCUACUACAGGUCCAUUAACAUAGAGUUUUUUAUGGAAGAUGCACCUCAGCAUGGAGAUAUCAAGUAUCUGGAGGAGGAGGACGGACUUGUCACCUUCUCCUGGGAGGACGUACAACAGGGACAGGUGUACUACCAACACGACAGCAGUGAGACCACAGAGGACAGUUUCACUCUCACGGCGUCUGCUUUUGAAAUCACCCGCCGGAGUGCAUCUCUGAUAGUCGGCAUCACCGUCGUCCCUGUGAACGACGAACCGCCUCGCAUCCAACGCAACACUGGACUGGAGCUCCUAGUUGGCGAGGAGUCUGAAAUCACAGCCAAUAUGCUGAGCAGCGAUGAUCUGGACACCCCUCCAGAGGAGUUGGUGUAUUCAAUCGAGAUGCCCAGCAAUGGGAUUGUUGCCUUUAAAGUGUUUCCACAUGUCAGUGUGGACAGUUUCACCCAGGCUCAGAUUAAUAAUGGAGAGGUUUUAUUCAUUCUUCAGGGCUCAGAAUCGGGUGGGUUCAGCUUCACCGUGACUGAUGGAGAACACACUUCACCUCUCUACCGCUUCACUGUCAAGGCAAGACAGCUCACCAUCACCAUGGAAACGGAGGGAGAACUCAUGGUCUUCCCAGGCACCAGGCAGGUGAUCAGUGGAGAUAUUUUGCGGGCUAUAACAAGUGAAGACGGUGAUGAAAUCACAUACUCGCUGGUGAAACCUUCUCGCUUGGGACGAAUAAUCAAACCUAACCAACUUGGACAGUUUGAAGAGAUCACCAAAUUCACACAGACUGAGUUGGAUGCAGGUGCUGUGUAUUAUGAGCAUCAGAUGCCGCCUGAGCCCUUCUGGGUCCUGAAAGAUUCUGUUGAGCUGUCCCUCACAUCGCCUCCAGCAACAGAGCUGCAUCACAGCCUGCCAGUCACUGUCUCAUACUAUGCAGCCAAUCGAAACGUCUCUUCUCAACUCUGGAAGAACAAAGGUGUGUCCGUGGUGCAGGGGCAGUCUAAAGUGAUCGACAAAUCUGUUCUGGAUGCCUCUAACCUGCUUGCCAGUUUGCCUGAGCAGAAGAGGAAGGGGCAGGACAUCGUCUACGAAGUUCGUCGGUUCCCCGUUCAUGGACGACUCACUCUUGGAGGGUCUGACCUGCCCCGUGACGCUCCCCAUUUCCUGCAGGACGAUGUGGCACGUGGUGAUCUGGAGUACUAUCACGAUGACUCCGGAGCAUCUUCUGAUAGCUUCUCUUUCCGUGUCCAUCUGAACCCCAGUGGCCGAACCCCGCAAGUUCAGCCCGGUGCCGUGGUUCUGGAGGAGAUCUUCCUGAUCUCCAUCAGACGGCGAGACUCAAACCCACCAGAACUCGCAAGCUUGGACCUGCUUUUAGAAGCACUACAGGGUUCCACGACCAUCAUCUCCAAAAACUACCUCAACACGGUCGACCAGGACAGCACACCAGACGAGGUCCGAUUCACCAUCUCCAAGAGUCCAGCUAAUGGAUAUCUCAUCUACACUGACAAUGGAGACCGGAUCAACCAGUUCAGCCAGGAAGACAUCAACACUGGGCGGGUUGCUUUCGUCAGUGAUGGAAGUCUGUCUGAUGGCUUCAUGGAAUUUAUAGUAUCUGACGGGAAACACCAAACGGACCCGUACACACUGCAUAUUGGAAUCCUGGCCAGGUCUCUAAUACUGAACAAAGCUCCAGAGAUCCACGUAAAGCAGGGAGACGAUGAGACACUAAUCACCGAGGACAUGCUGAACACCUCCACUGGGGGUCCCGUUGAGGAGGAGGUACUCUAUAAGAUCACCAACGUCCCAAAGUACGCAGCUGUAAUGGUGGACAGACAGCCGACCUCGGCUUUCACGCAGAAGCAGAUUAAACAGGGAAGAGUAAGCGUCCGUUUCGUGAAGUCCACCUCACCGAGAGAUAGCGUGGCCUUUGUGGCCCGAAGCAGGGCAGCGAACGUGUCCUCAGUCCUCAACAUUACAGUGAAACCACUGGCAAAUCUGGCCCAGAAUCCCGUGCUCCCCAGAGGUGCUACUGUACUUGUAGACAGAAAGUUGUUGGAUGCAACACCUCUGGCCAACAAGACCAGAACAUCUCCAACCUUCAGCAUGAUCCAACAACCUCAAGGAGCUCGGUUCAUCAAGAGGGGUGGGCCAGAUGAUGGCCAACCAGUGAGCUCCUUCACCCAACGAGACCUGGAUGAAGGACGGGUAGCUUUGGAGAUCUUAAACACAACUGGGGGUCAAAACGUUGGAAGUCAAAGUCAAGAUGAAGCACGCUUCCUCCUAAAGGCGCACGGCGUUCCUCCUGCAGAGUGCGUCUUGCCCUUCCACGUUGUUCCUUACGACCCUUCUAGAGUUUAUGGCGCCACACUGCUCAAAGUUCCACCGGUGUCCGUUUCCGACAAGAGUGACGCAGGUCAACCCGAGCCCAGGUGGAGAGGAGAUGGCGACGUGGCUCCUGGCAGCACUGGAGCCACUCCUGUGGUGUCUAGACGGAACACGCUGUGGGCUAUCCUUAUUCCCAUCCUUGCCAUCCUCCUACUCAUGCUCGUGGCUGCACUACUGGCAUACUACUUAGUCCGACGCAACAAAACUGGGAAGCACAAUGUCCAAACAGUGGCAGCGAAGCCCAAGAAUGGAGAAGUGAAUCAGGAGACUUUUAGGAAAACCGAUCCUGCAAACAACAUCCCCAUGUCAAACGUGGACUCCAAAGGGGCAGAUCCUGAGUUAAUACAGCACUGUCGGACAACAAACCCAGCACUGAAAAAGAAUCAGUACUGGGUUUGAGAUGGGGAGGCGACCGGACACUUGUGUUUUCAAGGCCUUGAAUCAUUCCAGUCAGUGUUAUACAGUUUUCUUGCCAUUAUUGAUGCUUAAGAAUUAAAGUUCAGCACAUGUCUGAGUUUAGGGUUUCUAAGGCCCUGUUUACACCUGGUAUUAACAUGCAUUUUGGUCGAUCAGUUCACAAGUGGACGACACUAAAUACAAGUGUAAAUGGGGUGUAAAACGUUUUGAGUUUGUCUGCUUUUGACCACUUCCAGAGGUAGUCGGAAACGCAUUCUACGGAUUGCUUUUGUAGUGUAAACGCUCAUGCAUUCGAACACCCACUAAAGACUGCCUGCUCUCCGCCUACUGACUUCUUACUUAUGAAAAGUGUGCUAGCCAGACAGAUUUUAAACUUUGUCGGCUGAAGACCCAAGUUUGGUGUAAAGAUGAAAAAUGUACCAAGCACAAUGUUCUCUCACCAUUCUUGAUUUCUUAAACACACUCGUAGUGUUCGAUGUAGUCUUGCGGCUUUCAGAGCAGAAACGAAAGCUGAUGCUCUCUGUAUGUUUUUCCAUCAUCUCUGUGUGCAUUCAUGUGUAAAUUGCGCAAGCUUAUUUUGACCAUCAGGUCAAAAGAGCUGAAAAAACCCAUACAUUUAAGCACCCAUAGACCCUCCCCUCAAAGAACUCAGGACCGAAGUGGUUGACAGUGGAGAAAAGAGAUGGAUUAAAACACCAGGUGUAAACAGGUAUGUGUCUCCCUCAUCCACUUGUGAUCCGAUCGACCAAAACGCAUCUUAAUAUCAGGUGUUAAGAGGGCACAACCAGAUCUGUGUGUGUGCUGAUGGUCUAAUAGUCAUUUUUCAGCUGAGGCUGAAUUAACAAACUUUUAAGGUACUUUUGGACAAGAACAUAGCAUAUGUUUGAACAAUCCAUUGUAUGUAUGUUUAGGCAGUAAAUUGGUUAAGAUCUUAUUUUUCAGUGUUAUUUACGUUUAUGUUUUGUGUUUGUGUUGCUUUUAAACACUGAUCAAUAUAUGUGCGUUUUUCCCAGUAGCCUGUUUUCUUUUGUGACACAUUGUGCAAUUUAAAAUUGCUCUGACAAUUUGGCACCUUUGUGAUCACUUGCUUCAAGGAAUAUUCUGAGUUCAAUACAAGUUAAGCUCUGUCAACAGCAUUUGUUACAUGAUGCUGAUUACCUGAGAAAAUAACAAAAAGUCAUGCACUUAUAGUGGAAGUCUAUGGGGCACACAGAAACAAGAUUUCAGCAUUCUACAUUACAUGAGACUGCUAUGUAAAAAUUACUUACUAAUCUUGUCUGUGAAAAGUUAUCCAAAAUUUAAACCAGUUAUGACCGUGUAAAGCCUGUAAACUAGGUAAAUUCAUCUUUUAGAAACGUAGUCCCACCUCAAAAGGCAUGAUUCAGACCAGUUUUUCCCAAUCCUGUUCCUGGAUGCACAAAUGUCUACCGCCUCUACGCAUCACAUUUGAGCUUCUGGUAGAACCAAUGAGAUUAAUUCUUGUGUUACGCAGCACGUUUGAGCUUCCGCAAGAGAUUUGUUCUCAUUUUUGGGUGAAAUAACUCUAAAAAUAAGUAGCUUAACAAAAAAAUCAAGCAGCAAAUUUCAUAUUUUAAACCCUUUGGAAUACAUUUCCCUAUAGACUCCCAUUGCAAGUGCUUAUUAAGAACUUUUUUUUCUGUGGUAACUGACAGCAUAAUAAUCAUAAUAUUCUUAAUUAAGCUCAAAGUAUGCUUUGGCAUGAUGUAAAUUUCAACAUCAGCGCAAUUUUGAGGGAAAUAUUGGUGGGUGCACUAUGUUUCAACACUCAGAGAUGUGCUGUGGCUUGUUGUAAAGAACCAGCCAAAGAAGGUGUAAAAUGUAGGGAAAACUGCAGAUGAUAAAGAUGGAAACAACAACAGUCAGAAGGUAGACAUGUUUGUACAACUCAUUUGAAAGUGUUCAGCUGUCUAAGCUACUUAUUCUUUGUACUUCAGAGCAGCGAAAUCACAGAUGUCACAGCUUUGUGCUGUCCUCUACAGGUCAGGCGGAGUAUUACAGUGCAGUAAUAGUGUGGUCAAUAAAAGGCUAGUAUGGCAGGUGGACAAAUUAAAUCUUUAGUUCUGUCAGAUUAUGGUACUAGUGCCACUUUGAAAUCAUAUCAUGCCUGCUUAAAUAAGCCAUGUUAUGUUAUCUUCUCACUUUUGACAUAACCCAGUGCUGCAAAAUUUGAUGGAUCAAGAGAAUUCACAUUUACUAAUCCUCAUAUCAGUCAUGCGAAAGUAAAACAAAUGCUUUUAGUUAUUUUUCUAUAAAUCUAUCUUUUCUACUCGGUUUGUUGUAUUUGUUUUGUCCGUAAAUGCUUUCAUCCACUGCACUGAUUACAGGCACUGAAGAACUGUAAAAGUUUUCUCCUCCAGAACUGCAGCCACGGACAGGAAGCGAGUCAGCAGUGGCUGAAUUCACGCUGUGUUCUGAUUGGCUGCAGGGAAGAUAUGAGGUCAUUAUUCCUCAGGCUGCGGCGACUAUUUUCCAGAGCUGUUUCUGAGUUCAGUUCACACAGCUUUUGUUUUAGGUUUCAUUAAAGGAAAAUGUGUAAGUUGUUGCAUGCUUGGGUGAAAGUAUGUCUGCACAUACACAUUUUACAAAAUUAUGUCUAAGGUGUAGAAAUAUAUAUAUAUAUAUAUAUAUAUAUAUAUAUAUAUAUAUAUAUAUAUAUAUAUACAGUGAUUGCAUAUGAGGAAAUAAAGAAAUUGAAGUGCGGCUAAAGGAAUAAUUCACCAAAAAAUUUUAAUUUUGUCAUAAAUUUACACAACCUUACAGUUCUUCAAAACUUUGUGUCACUUAAAUUGAAUUAAUAUACUUACUUUUUGGGUGUAAAAAACACCCAUUUUGCUCAUACGUGUUUGGAUCGACCUGAAGAUGAGUAAACAGUUUUAAUUUUCUAUAAAAGACUGCCCAUUAUCACUGGUUCUCUUUGGAUUGCAGUUAAUUAUUGGGAUUUUCACUGGCUGAACUGUAUAAUUAGAUGUUUUAAUUGGUUGUUUGGCUAUUUUUUCUUAUCUGACAAUAGCGAUGUUCCUUAUAAUCAUAGACCAAUUCCUCCUCGUCAUUCCUGAGUGUAAUUAUAGAGAGAAACGAUCGUUUCCCAAGGUACUGCAUAUGGAAUUUAUAUCACUGUUGAUCUGAUUUUCCCUUUUGUUUAUUAAGCUAGUAUUAACUGCAUAUCCUGGGGUUAUGAUAUCCCAUCUGUGACCUCUCAGGACAUUUAUAUCUGUGUUUCUGCAGAGCAGAAUUGAGAUCACAUGAAAACUCAGGUCAUCAAUGGUGUUUGUUCUCUGGGUAUUUAUGGGGAUAUGUCAACCUUAAACCCAAAACCAUGUACAACCCCAAUUUAUGUGUUUUUGGAUUAUUCUGUUUGCUUGUAAAUAUAUA
Megalobrama amblycephala (Wuchang bream) is the source of this 10658-nucleotide messenger RNA. It is a transcript of the gene cspg4, whose product is annotated as chondroitin sulfate proteoglycan 4. The coding region runs from base 333 to 7247 and encodes 2304 amino acids. The record is from RefSeq and is a predicted model, not a curated record. The transcript is spliced from 11 exons. NCBI's taxonomy places the organism in Eukaryota, Metazoa, Chordata, Actinopteri, Cypriniformes, Xenocyprididae.